CCCUCGCCGCACUGCUGUCCACACCGAAAGACUAAACGAGCGCCACGCUCCCUCCGGGCCGACAUGCCUCCCGGGCUUGCCGCUCAGGGCUGGCGUGGGCCGGAGCCGGCACGAAGCUUUGCAUCCGUGCUGAACAGGAACAGACCCCGACCUUCUCCUCCGGACGAGUCUUUGUGCAGCCCUUCCAGAAACCAUCGCGUUGUGCUUCUGCUGAUCUUUCCCUGCUCCUUCUGCUGCCUCUGGUGGAGUUGUUUUUGCCUUGUGCGUGUGAAAUUUUCUAAAAAUAAACCUUGGUGUUUAAUUUCCCACUUCUUCAGUCUGUGAGAGUAGUUGCUGAGAUGACCUGAAUCCUCUUCUCUGGAGCCUGAACAGGAUGAUUGUUGAGGCGCCUGCCCAUGUGCAGAAGGCGGCCAGCUCGCACGCUGCGCUCCUUCCUGAAGCUGCUUCGCCCCAGAGCCCUGGCACCAAAAGUCCUGGAUGUGCUCCUCUUCUUCUGGCAGACCAUGUGGCCCUCUUCUGCUACAAGCUCUGCUGGGAAGCCCUCUUCCACCUGGCGCAGCAGGCUUGCUGCUCAAUGACUCUGUGGCUGGAGGACUUCGGGGAGACCCCCCCGGGGGGAGCCCCCCUCUCUGCUCCUGCAAGUCCCGGCCCCAAAGAAGCAGGUGCUGAGGAGCAGGAGGUGCCCAACCGGCCGGCCUCUGGCCACGGAGGGCUCCUGUCCAGGCUGUCGAGGCUGGAGGCGGAGGUGCAGUACCUGAGCCAGGAGCUGCGCGCUGAGAAGCUGCUGUGGAGCAGCCGCUACCUGGAGCUGCUGAGGGAGCAGCAGGGGCUCCUGGCACAGUUGCAGAGACAGGACCAGACUCUGUGGCUGCAGGACCUUGAAGGGCAGACCGAUGCUUGGGGGCCUCCAGACGGGCCCCGUGGCCCCAGCGAUCCUGGCUCCACAGCCAGGGGAGUGGGGACGCAGACAGGCGAAGAGGGCGCAGCCGGCCCGAGACGACGCAGGGAUGUCCCCGGCCAACAGGGAGCCUGGAGCUGGCUUCCCCCAACUUGAAAUCCAUGGUGAGCCAAUGGAUUAAAGAGGUCUCUUGAUGGAACCAAACAGCCCCACUUGCAAAGGGCACGGGAGGUUUUCUAAAAAAUCUCUGACCGGAUCUCUGCUGGAAAAGCCCCCGGCCAGGCGGGUCCCCACCCCUGCUCCGUCUCAAGAGGGUGGGCCUUCUGGACAGGAAGCGUGGCAUCGCCCACGGGACCCCCUGCCACCCUUUCCCACAGCUUCUCUGGUCUUCUGUGUCAUCUCACAUAACAAUCCUCUUAGAACGGAAAGGCCUGAAGGGACCCUCAAGGGAUCCUGGCAUCAAGGAGGUGCA
Pogona vitticeps (central bearded dragon) is the source of this 1370-nucleotide messenger RNA. The record is from RefSeq and is a predicted model, not a curated record. NCBI's taxonomy places the organism in Eukaryota, Metazoa, Chordata, Lepidosauria, Squamata, Agamidae.